This is a messenger RNA of Gryllus bimaculatus (two-spotted cricket), 1788 nucleotides long. NCBI's taxonomy places the organism in Eukaryota, Metazoa, Arthropoda, Insecta, Orthoptera, Gryllidae. The record is from the annotation of a GenBank genome assembly.
AUGCAAUUUCUGCCAAGGGCUGCGCUCUGGCGGCCGCGUGAAUCCGUUGCCCGUUGCCCGUCGCCCUUCCGCCGCCCGGUGCCCGCGCACGUGCUUCUGGUGGGUGGCGCCGCCUCGCCAGGUGAAGUGAUUCGCGCGUGCUCGGAUACCUCUCCAUCGGCGGAAGAAUUUAGUUUCCAAAAGUGCUUCUUCGAAAAAAUAACACAAGAAGUCACCGGAGUCCGUGCCUUGGAGUCGUUUUUCCAGUGGAAAGGAUUUGUGAACUUCACGCUUCUGCUAAAAGCAUUGGUGCUGGAACAUCAUUCCAAUGUUCCACCGCAGCCGUUAGCACAAAGCAAAUGCCUACGCCAACUCCGCCCUGUAACCGUACGCGCGAGCGGUGAGCGCAAGACCCGAAGCGAGAUGCUGGCGCCGGACGAGCGCGCGCUGCAGCGCCGGGCAGCAUGCGAGGCCGCCAACGCCUCCGCGUGGUUGCACCGCCUGGCGGCAGAGGGCGGGCGCUGCCCGCUGCUGUGGGACGGGCUGCUGUGCUGGCCCCCCACGCGCGCCGGCGCCCUCGCCGUGCAGCCCUGCAUCGACGAGCUCUACGGUAUCCGAUACGACGUCAGCCAAAAUGCUACACGGCAGUGCUUCUUAAAUGGCACUUGGAACAAUCAGACGAAUUACGAAGCGUGCAAAGAAGUGUGGCCCGACUCUGGCGAGAGCCUCAGCUUCCCAUCCGGAAUAAAACCUGGUGAAAUAUCUGAAAACGUUUCUCGUGUGUGUUUUAUCAAUGGCACUUGGAGUAAUAGUACCAAUUCCGAGUGUCCAGAACUGGUUCGAGACUUUGUCGAGGGUAUAAUCUUCCACUCUGGCUUCUGCUUAUCAGUAGCUGCCCUUGUCAUCUCUGUCUUCAUCUUUCACUAUUUUAAAGAGUUGAAGUGUCUUCGCAACACGAUUCACACUAAUUUGAUGUGGACAUUCAUUUUCUUUGAAAUUAUUUGGAUCGUCAUGUACUUUGAUCUGGAAGUUACUAGUAAUUACGUUGUAUGUGCCUUCGUCGCGUCACUAUUCCAUUACUUUUAUCUUACAAACUUUUUGUGGAUGUUUGUGGAGGGAUUCUACCUAUUUUUACUAGUGGUAGUCACAUUUACUACCGAGAAAUUAAAACUUCGAGUAUACGUACUCAUAGGCUGGGGAAUACCAGUUUUUAUCGUGAUUUUGUGGGCGCUUGUAAAGUACUUUUGUGAAGCUGAAGUUUUUAGUGAACACCUAAACGAUGAACAACAACUUGCGAGACAUUGUCCAUGGAUAGGACCCAGUGAUUACGACUGGAUUAUUCACGCACCGAUUAUAAUAGUGCUCAUAACGAACCUCAUGUUUUUGAUAUUUAUCAUGUCGAUCUUGAUCACCAAAUUGCGUUCUGCGUAUUUCGCGGAGAUGCAGCAAUAUUUGAAAGCGGCGAAGGCGCUGUUAGUGCUGUUUCCUCUCCUGGGUGGCUCCUACAUCCUCACAAUUCAGUUCCUGUCCAAUGGGGCGGCUGGUGUUAUCUUCCGCUACACCCGUGCUGUGCUCAUAUCCCUUCAGGGGCUGGCGGUGGCGCUGUUCUACUGCUUCCUCAACGCCGAGGUGCAGAGCGCGGUGGCGCGGCGCGUGCGACGCUGGCGGGAGGCGCGCCGCGUGGCGGGCGACCGCCGUCUGCACAAGAAGCGGGGCUCCUGCUCCGCCUCCAGCCACAGCCGGGAGUCCGUGCUCAUGAUCCGGUCCGGGCUCAUGUACGGCACGCACGACAACAAAAAUGGCAUGUAA